CGUGUCGUCGCCGCGCCCCGCCCGCCCGCCGCGCCGGGCCCGCCCUCCUGGCGUAGCCCUGGGCCCUCCCGGAGCUAUUUUGAAAGUGACCCUGGGCUCGGGCGCCCGGGGCGCGUGGAGAGGGCGCGGCGGGCGGCGGGAACCAUGACAGAAGAUGACCGAGGCAGCGCUGGUGGAGGGCCAGGUCAAGCUGCGGGACGGCAAGAAGUGGAAGAGUAGGUGGCUGGUGCUGCGCAAGCCAUCGCCGGUGGCAGAUUGCCUGCUGAUGCUGGUCUACAAGGACAGGUGUGAACGCUCCAAGGGUCUGCGGGAGCGCAGCAGCCUCACCCUGGAGGACAUCUGUGGCCUGGAGCCUGCCCUGCCCUAUGAGGGCCUGGCCCACACUCUGGCCAUCAUUUGCCUGUCCCAGGCUGUCAUGCUGGGCUUUGACAGCCAUGAGGCCAUGUGUGCGUGGGACACCCGUAUCCGCUACGCACUGGGCGAAGUGCAUAGGUUCCAUGUGACGGUAGCCCCUGGUACCAAGCUGGAGAGUGGCCCAGCCACUCUCCACCUCUGCAACGACAUCCUCGUCCUGGCCAGAGACAUCCCUCCAGCUGUCAUGGGGCAGUGGAAACUGUCUGAUCUCCGCCGCUAUGGGGCUGUGCCAAAUGGAUUCAUCUUCGAAGGCGGGACCAGGUGUGGGUACUGGGCUGGAGUCUUCUUCUUGUCCUCAGGUGAGGGAGAGCAGAUCAGCUUUCUGUUUGACUGCAUUGUCCGAGGCAUCUCCCCGACCAAAGGCCCGUUUGGGCUUCGGCCAGUUCUCCCAGACCUGAGCCCUGGAGGGCCCUCAGCCUCAGAGGAGCGAGUUGCCCAGGAAGCACUGGAAGCCUUGCAGCUGGAGAAACGACUUAGCCUGCUUUCACACUCUGGCCGGCCAGGCAGUGGAGGGGAUGAUCGAAGCCUGUCCAGUUCCUCUUCCGAGGCCAGCCACUCAGACAUCAGUGCCAGCAGCCGGCUCACUGCAUGGCCGGAACAGUCCUCGUCCUCAGCCAGCACAUCACAGGAAGGGCCAGGGUUGGUGGCUACCCAGGGUCCAGGAGAAGCCAUGCUGGGAGCCUCAAGGCCACCCCUCAAACCACUGCGGCCUCGACAGUUACAGGAAGUUGGCCGCCAGAGCUCCUCUGACAGUGGCAUUGCCACAGGCAGCCACUCCUCCUACUCUGGCAGCUUCUCAUCCUAUGCUGGCAGCAGCCUGGACGUGUGGCGGGCUGGAGAGGAGUUUGGUUCUCUGCUUAGCCUGCCUCCUGGAGCCAGCGCACCUGAGCCCAGACUAUGUGCCUGCCCACCGGGGGUGGCUGAGUACCAGGUGCCCACCUCAUUACGACGCCACUACGAUACGCCUCGAAGCCUGCGCCAGGCCCCCAGAGACCCAAGCCCCGCCUCCCAGGGUGGCUCUGAUGCUUCUCAGGGUGGCUCUGACCACAGCUCAGCCACGGACUUAGGUGGCCAGGCGCCCGCCUCCAGUUGCCUGGGAGCUCGACGACGGGGACAGGCAACAGAAGGCCCGGGCAGUGAAACCACGCUGCCCAGUCCAUCCCCUGGCGAGUCCUGGGAAGCAGGCAGCCCCCAUGCAGGGCCACCUCCAGCUUUCUUUUUGUCAUGUUCAGUCUGUGGCGGACUCAAGGUCAUGGCUACGUCAACCCCUGGACUCACUGUGACAUAUCCAGGAUCUCCAGGGCCCAAGGCUGUUGACAGCCCAGGGCUGGAACGACCACGUAGCGAGCCGCCCACCUAUGUGAACAUCCCCAUCAGCCCUACCUCUCGACUGCAGCUGCACUACAUGGGUCUGGAGUUCCCAGGGGCCAGUGGGAGUGUGCGAGGGGCCAGCUCUUCCCGCUAUGCCCAGAUUGACAUCAUGGCUACAGAGACAGCACAUCGCGUGGGGACCCGGCAUGCACAGACCCGGGAAGAACGACUACCAGAGCUGGAGCAGCGGAAGAAAGGGCCCUGAGGCUGCAGCCCA
Messenger RNA from Phodopus roborovskii (desert hamster), 2002 nucleotides. RefSeq names its product docking protein 7 (gene Dok7). The record is from RefSeq and is a predicted model, not a curated record. Gene Ontology annotation, biological process: positive regulation of protein tyrosine kinase activity; neuromuscular junction development. The transcript is spliced from 10 exons. Bases 155 to 1990 code for a protein of 611 amino acids. Gene Ontology annotation, molecular function: protein kinase binding. NCBI's taxonomy places the organism in Eukaryota, Metazoa, Chordata, Mammalia, Rodentia, Cricetidae.